GGCUGCCGCUGCGGCGCCCGUCGCGUUCGGGUACCGCCUGGCUUGGGGCGUCCGCUGCUCUGUGGGCGGCGGUGCCGGCGCCUCGCCGCCCUUUAGAGAAAAUCUGUCAUCGAACCUGACUGCCCGUCUUUUGGCUUAAAGCCGCUCCCCUUGCUGGGAGUAUCUCGUUCCAAACUGGCAUUUGUCGAUUUAAGCGGACAUGUCUGCCCCGCUCCAGCUCCACGCUCCUUUCAGGAGAGAUGCGGCACGUUAGGAGAACAUUGGAUGUUUUAAAGGCAUUAACAGCACUUAAAAUUGAGUCUUAAUGGAUUAAUUCUGUGCCCUCCUCCUCUGCUCCCUGCCCUACACACAUCGCUCCCGCCUGCGGGCUGACAAAAGCUGGCUCUGUACGCCUGACCGAAGGGCGCCACGGCACAUCGCGGUGGGUGAUUUCCUGCGGGCGGGGCGGGGCCUGCUUCCGGGGACGGGGCCUGGAGCGGGGGCGACUUUCGGGGACCGCCGGAAGCUGCGGGUGGCGGCAGUGUACUGGAGUCGGGGCGGACCUACUUCCGGGGGCGGGGUCUGAGGUGACUUCCGGUGCAUGCCGGAAGUCGCGUGUGGCGGCGGUGGGCCGGGGCCGGAGCCGGGUCUGGCGCCAUGGCCCGCAAGAAGCUGUACCGCCCGAUCGCCGCCAUGGCCAAAAAGGUGCGCGAGUAUCGGGCGCUGAAGGAGCGGCCGCGGGACUCGCAGCGCUUCGCCCUGGACUACGAGACCAUGAGGCGGCCGCUGACGCAGAAGCGGCUGCCGGUGCUGGCCUGGGAGGACGUGCGGCGCGAGCAGCGGCUGUUCUCGUUGCUGUGCCGCCUGCCGCUGUUCGGUGUGGGCCGCGUGGUCACCCGCAAGUCCUGGCUGUGGGCGCACGACGAGCCCUGCUAUUGGGUCAUCACCAAGGUCCGCGCGGACUACACGGCCGAGGGCAUGGACCACGGCAGGGCCUGGGGCCGGCUGACGUUCCGAGGUAAAACUGAAGAAGAAGACAGAGAGAUUGACAAAGUCAUGUAUCAUGACUGGCGUAUGGUGCCCAAGCAUGAGGAGGAAGCCUUCAAGAAAUUUACCCCAGUGCCAGAGGAGACCUGUCGGUACCUUCCAUACCCACCUUUGCUCCGAGCCAUGAUCCUAGCUCAGUGGCAGAAAGAGGGGAAAGAGAUCACAGAGGAGCCAAUGAUUGAUCUGCAGAGGACCUCUCAGCUUAAGGCUGCAAAGAAAAAUGCUACAGGGGCAUCACUGUAACGUCCUGCUCUGUGUCCUGAGCUUCCCACAUGCUCUUGCUUCGAGUUGACAGUACAUGACCUUACUGAAGACCCCCUUGCCUACUGUGGUACUGUGUAUCCAGUUGACCUCGUUUUCUCCCCUGGACUGUAUGGUAAUCUCUUCUGAAAUUAAAGUUGAAGAUGCAUUUGGAUUUUAUUUUUUUCCCCUCAUAACUUUGGACUAAGUCAGAUUCACUGUAUACUCCCUGAAUUUAGAGCUCCUGUCAUCCAGCUACAAUGCUUGGGAGCACAUUUUCAUUUACAGCCUGAAAAUCAAGGAGUUUUUUAAGAACAUUUUUCAAGUAGUUUAAGUAAGUCCUACAUCAUGGAAAAAUGACUAAGUUAAAUAUAACAUUAUUUCACAGAGCCAGAAUAAAUGAUUUCUUAUUUCCACGGCAUAUUUCUAAGAAAAUCUGUUCUUU
Molecule: messenger RNA, 1711 nt
Organism: Phasianus colchicus (ring-necked pheasant)
Lineage: Eukaryota; Metazoa; Chordata; Aves; Galliformes; Phasianidae
Gene: MRPS34
Product: mitochondrial ribosomal protein S34
Cellular component (GO): mitochondrion
Molecular function (GO): structural constituent of ribosome
Source: RefSeq, a predicted model, not a curated record